AUAAGCGACUAAACUGCCAACUUCAAUUGUAAGUGUGUGCGUGCGUGCGUUGCGCGCGUUGUUUGAAAAUGAAUGAAUCCAUCAGUCCUAAUGAGGGCCCCUUCGCCAAGGCCAUGGUGGUAGGGUACACUGUCCUACCAAUCAUCUCCUUAUUAGUGACCGUGCUCAUGACAUACUUCUACUGGGACUGGAUGGUGCUAUACUUCAUCGUAAUCGUAUUCGAGAAGGCUCAUUUGCGAGGGUCUCGCACUUUAAUGUGGUUCCGUUGCCUACCCAUUUGGGAGAUAUGGUGCUCGUACUUUCCAGUGCGACUCGAGAAGAUGUGCGACUUAGACCCUACUAAGAACUACAUCUUCGGAUAUCACCCUCACGGUAUUAUAUGUAUGGGGGCCUUUGGUGCAUUCGGAACUAAUGGAGCAGGCUUCAAGGAUGUCUUCCCUGGGUUGGAUGUCCAUCUCAUGACACUCACUCCAUGGUUCAAGAUCCCUUUCUUCCGAGAGUUUAUCCUAUCCCUUGGACUGGCUGAUGCAGAUAAGGAAUCUUUCAAUUACAUUCUCCAGCAUGGACCUGGACAGAGUUGCUGCAUUCCUCUGGGUGGCGCUGCCGAGUCGCUUGAUGCACAUCCGGGCACCUUUGACCUGACCUUGGCCGAUCGCAAGGGUUUUAUCCGGGUUGCCAUGAAGAAUGGUGCUACUCUGGUGCCCACAUUCGGCUUUGGAGAGACCGAUCUCUUCACUCAGAAGGUCAAUGAGCGCGGUUCCGCUUUCCGUGACCAACAAUCUAAGAUUCAAGAUGCUAUUGGGUUCGCGCCGGUCGCUCUCACAAACACAAAGCUGAUGACACCUUUCCACGGCCUUGUGACGGUCGUAACCGGCAACCCGAUCGACGUCCCCAUGCUCCAAUACCCCACAAAGGAGCAGAUUGACGAGUACCAUCAGAAGUACGUAGCCGGCCUAAAAGAGGUUUUCGACUCCAACAAGGACAAAUACGCAAAGAACCGAAAACGGAGUAUUGCAAUUUUGGGCAAAUACAGACCGGAAAAGGCAAAAAAAACGGAAUAAAUCCGAGCAAUUCGAUCUGAUUAACAUGCAAAAUGUGACGCACUGAAGGUUUGUCUUGUAUAUCAUGAUAAGCCA
This is a messenger RNA of Sphaeroforma arctica JP610, 1136 nucleotides long. RefSeq lists its product as hypothetical. Bases 69 to 1061 code for a protein of 330 amino acids. The record is from RefSeq and is a predicted model, not a curated record. Gene Ontology annotation, cellular component: endoplasmic reticulum membrane. Gene Ontology annotation, molecular function: diacylglycerol O-acyltransferase activity. Gene Ontology annotation, biological process: triglyceride biosynthetic process. Lineage: Eukaryota; Ichthyosporea; Ichthyophonida. The transcript is spliced from 7 exons.